Sebastes umbrosus (honeycomb rockfish) is the source of this 13141-nucleotide messenger RNA. RefSeq names its product spectrin, beta, non-erythrocytic 5 (gene sptbn5). Gene Ontology annotation, molecular function: actin filament binding. The transcript has 76 exons. The record is from RefSeq and is a predicted model, not a curated record. The coding region runs from base 112 to 12255 and encodes 4047 amino acids. Gene Ontology annotation, cellular component: cell junction; cell projection; plasma membrane. Lineage: Eukaryota; Metazoa; Chordata; Actinopteri; Perciformes; Sebastidae. Gene Ontology annotation, biological process: actin cytoskeleton organization.
AUUUCUGAAAGUUACUAACAGUCCCUUUAAUGCGUUAAAGAAAUUAGUGGCGUAAAAACAACUUUGUGUUAACGCGUUAUUAUCACGUUACAUUUCGUUUAAAGUGAUGUGAUGAGAGAUCACUGUCUCUCCUGUCAGAUUCGGGUGGAUCUGAUUGGUCCAGAGAACGUGGUGGACGGGGACCGUACGCUGGUCCUGGGUCUGCUGUGGAUCAUCAUCCUCAGGUUCCAGAUCGGACCCAUCAACCUGGACGAGGCGGGGGGUGGAGCCAGCGUGGCUCACCGCUCGGCGAAGGAGGCUCUGCUGAUCUGGUGUCAGAGGAAAACAUCUGGAUACGACGGCGUCGACGUGCGCGACUUCUCGUCCAGCUGGAGGAGCGGACUCGCCUUCAACGCCCUCAUCCACGCACACCGGCCUGACCUUUUUGACUACCGCCGUCUCCAUGGCGACGACCCCCGCCGUAACCUGGAGCACGCCUUCUCUGUGGCAGAGCAGCAGCUGGGGAUCAUGCAGCUGCUGGAGGUGGAGGACAUGGUGGUCCCCCAUCCGGACGAGAAGUCCAUCAUGACCUACGUGUCCCUGUACUACCACUACUUCUCCAGGAUGAAGCAGGGACAGACGAUCCAGAAGAGACUGGCCAAGAUAGUCGGGAUGCUGAUGGAGCUGGACGACAUGAAGGUCCAGUAUGAGAGGCUGGUCUCAGAUCUGCUUCACUGGAUCAAAACCAAGGUGCUGCAGCUGAACGACAGACGAUUCCCAAACUCUGUGAGGGAGAUGCAGAAGCUGAUGACGGCGUUCAAGACCUACAGAACGGUGGAGAAACCUCCUAAAUAUCAGGAGCGCGGGGCGAUUGAAGCUCAUCUGUUCAGUCUGAAGACUCAGCUGGCAGCCAACAACCAAUGGGCUUACAAUCCUCUAGAAGGUAAAACCCUGAGCGACUUAGAGAAGAGCUGGGUUCAGCUGGAGAGAGCCGAACAUGAGCGAGAGCGAGCCCUGCAGGAGGCGCUGCUCCGCCUGGAGAACCUGGAGCAGCUCGCCCAGAAGUUUGAGAGGAAGGCGGCGCUGAGGGAGGGCUAUCUGGAGGACACGCUGCGUCUGAUCCGGAGACAGGACCUCCGAGCUCUCUCCACCCUGGAGGAGGCUCAGGCGGCCGGCCGCCGUCUGGAGGCGCUGGCCACCGACGCCCUGGCCAGAGAGCCGCGCUUCGCCGCCCUGAGAAACAUGGCCGACACCGUGGAGAGAGGAAACUACCACAGCAAGGAGCAGAUCAUCAGGAGAGAGGAGAACAUCAGCCAGCGAUGGAAGGACCUCCUGCAGCAGCUCCAAGAGCAGAGGGGGCUGCUGGGAAAUGUAGUUGAAAACCUCAGCGUCCUCCGAGACAUCGAACUCGUCUCCCAGGAACUGAAAGAACUACAGUCCCAGGCAGGCUCCUCUGACCUGGGGAAACAGCUGGCGGAGGUGGAGUCUCUCCUCCAGAGGCAGGACCUCCUGGAGGCUCAGAUCUCAGCUCACGGUGAAACCAUCGGCUCCAUCAGCAACGCGGCGCUGAAGGUGAAGGUCAGAGACGGUCAGCAGAUUCAGAGCAGAGUGAGAGCUCUCGACUCUCAGUACAGAUCUCUGAUGUCCCUCAGCAGCAGCAGGAGGAGACAGUUGGAGGCCCAGCUGAGGCUGUUUGAGUUCUUCUAUGAGGCUGAGGAGUUGGAGGCCUGGCUGUAUGAGCGCUGGUUGAGGCUGCAGACGGCCGGACUGGGACGAGACCUGAACCACAUCCAGCUGACCCAACACAAACACAAGGUGCUGGAGGCGGAGCUCCAGGCCCAGGAGUCUCUGUACCAGGGGGUUCUGGGUCGAGGUCAGGACCUGCUGUCCAAACAGAGUCAGCAGAACCAGCGAGCCAUCCAGAAGUGGAUCCGAACCCUGAAGAAGCAGUGGAGCCACCUGACCGACGAGGCGACGGGACGCCGCAACAGACUGCAGGCCGCCGCCGCCAUCAAACAGUACUUUGCAGAUGUGGCGGAGGCCGACUCCUGGCUGGGCGACAGGAAACCGCUGCUGACCAGCGAGGAUCACGGGAAGGACGAGUCGAGCACGGCGGCGUUGCUGCAGCGCCACCUGCGGGUGGAGAGGGAGAUGGCGGCCUACGCCUCGGAGAUGAGGAGACUGGCGGAGCAGGCGAGGAGCGCCGCUCAGCUGACGGCUCUGACUGCGGAGCCUCAGCAGAGUAAGAUGAUCCCGUACAGCGACUCGUCUGGAGACGAGGAGCGUCCGGGAGCGGUGACAUCACCACCGCCACGUAGCGCCGGAGGUGGGAGGGGCUCCGGGCGCGAAGACAGCAAGGCCAAGAUCCGCUUCAGAUACAGCAGAGGUCAGUUUCCGUGGGAUCGUAAUGAGAUCGUGACCAUCGUCGGCACCGAGCCGGACGGAGACCGAGUCGUGGCCAGAGACGGCCGAGGAAACCAGCAGCUCGUCCCCAGAACCUACCUGAGCCCGCUGCCGGCCGCCGCUCCUCCCUCAUCCCCGCCCGUCUCCACCAAUGGCGCUCCAGAGAGCCCGAGCAGGAAGUUGAGUCGUCCGCGGCGCAGCCGCUCGAUGCGUCGCGGCACGGCUGAGAUCCAGACAACGUGGCUGCCAGACCCUCAGUACCAGAGAGACACCGUGGAGACCACGCAGGCCGGACUGGACCGGGACUACAACUCCCUCUACAACCUGGUCAAGUCGAAGAUGCUGCGUCUGCAGGAGACGCUGCGUCUGCAUCGGUUCUACAACAGCUGCCAGGAGUUUGAGUCGUGGAUGGAGGACAAGGAGAACGUCCUGAACACCUUCAGCAGCGACGCCGACAACCUGGGAGUGCUUCAGGCUAAAUACGAGAACUUCCUGACUGAGCUGGCGAGUGGGCGUGGCCAGUUGGAUGACAUCAUGCGAAUGGCGGAGGAGCUGGUGAAGAGCGGACACAGUAAACAGAGAGAGAUCCAGGCCAGACAGAGGAGGGUUUCCACCAGGUGGGAUCGGAUCCAGCGGCUGAAGGACGAGAGAGGACACGAGCUGCUGAGCACGGCGGACGUUCGGUCCUUCCUGCAGAGCUGCGAGGACGCCCGGGCUCAGCUGCAGGGUCAGCUGUCCGGCCUGGACGUGGUGGACGUGGUAGACGUGGGCUGCAGCUCCUUCACCCUGCUGGCCCAGGAGCAGAACCAGACCCAGACCCUCCGAGACAUCCAGACCCUGGAGGCCAAGAUCGCCUACCUGAAGAGCGUCGCCAAGAUGAAGCAGGAUUGCAGUCCAGCAGAGAGCGCAGCCAUCGUGGAGGAGGUUCAGGGUCUCGAGGCUCUGCUGAAUCAGUUGAAGUGUCAGGCUGCAGACCGCCAGCGGCUCCUGGAGGAGGCCCGCGGGCUGCAGAGCUUCCAGCAGCAGUCCAAGGAGCUGCAGCGCUGGGCCGGCUCGGUCCAGGACCGCCUCCUGCAGGAGGAGGCGGCCGCCGACGUGGCCUCGGCCGUGGCUCUGCUGGAGCAGCACCAGGAGCUCCGGCUGGAGAUGGAGGAGCAGAGGAGCAGGUCAAAGGAGAUGGAGAAGUUGGGGAAAUCUCUCCUGCAGGGUUCGUCCAAUGGGAAGACGGGAGGCGUCGACGUCCAGCACACUCUGGACAAGCUCAAAGCCGAUUGGUCCAAGCUUGACAAGCUGUGGACCGCUAGGAAGGAGCGCUUGGAGCAGGGGGUGGAUCUCCAGAGGCUGAACCAGGAGGGAGACCGCAUCGAGGCGGCGCUGUCUGGACACGAAGCCCGACUGAGGGUCAAAGACGUCGGGGACUCGGUGGACGGCGUUCACAGUCUGCUGGGCCGACAGGACGAGCUGGAAGGCCUCCUGAAGGCUCUGGACCAACGAGUGGAUCAUUUCUCUGAGCGCAGCCAGGAGCUCAUCAACCAGCAACACUACGCUGCCAAACACAUCAAGGAGAGGAGCAGGAGCAUCCAGAAGGCCAACAGGAAGUUAAAGGAGAGCAGCAGGCAGAGGAGGAGUCUGCUGCUGGCCUCAAAGAAAUACCAGGAGUUCCAGAGAGACGCAGACGAGCUGCUGCUGUGGAUGGAGGAGAAGUUUAAGGUGGCGGAGGACGAGUCGUACCGCGACCCCACCAACAUCCUCCGAAAGCUGAAGAGACACGAGGCGGCGGAGAGGGAGAUGCAGGCUAACCAGGUCUGGCUGGACGGACUGGUUGAGCUGGGGGAGGAGAUGCUCGCUGAAGAGCACUACAGCAGUCAGAGCAUCAGCAGGAAGUCCACUCAGCUCAGCAGCCGCUGGAGGAGGCUUCAGGACAAGAUGGGCGACAGAGGAGACAAACUGAGACAGGCGGGACAGCAGGAGCAGCUGAUGGAGCUGCUGCAGGACGCCAAGCUGAAGAUCGAGGCCAUCCAGUGGAUGCUGAACAACGCUGCCAAAGGUCACGACCUCCGCUCCAGCCGCCAGCUGCUGAAGGAGCAUCAGCAGCUGGAGCAGGAGGCCAAGGAGCUGGCGGAGAAGAUCAACUCCAUCGUCAGCAGGGCCAAACACCUCGCCUCCAACCACUUCGACUCCCAGAGGAUCCUCCAGGAGACCGACACCUACCUCACUCUGUUCAAGUCCCUCCAGAAGCCUCUGGACCGGCGUCGAGCUCAGCUGGAGGCUUCGGUGCUGCUGUUUGGGUUCUAUCAUGACGUGGACCUGGAGCUCAGCUGGAUCUCCGAACACGUUCCCGCCUCUGGAUCUACGGGAUACGACAAGUCUCUGGCUGGAGCCGCCAGCCUCAUGCAGAAACACAAGGAGCUGCAGGCGGAGGUGAACAACCACCGAAAACACCUGAACCAUGUCCUGGAGAAGGGGCGGGGCCUGGCCAGAUCCAGCAAAUCAGACGGAGAGGAAGUGACCCAGAGGUGCAAACACCUGAGUGCAGAGUGGGAGGAGCUAGAGGAGGCCUGCAACAGGAGAGCAGCUCACCUGAGCAAGGCCAUCACCAGAGAACAGCUGCUGUUGGACUGCUCAGAGCUGGAGUCCAGGCUGACCGAGACCCUCGCCGUCGUGACCACCGACGACUACGGCAAAGACCAGCUGGCCACGCAGAGUCUGCUCACCAAACACCAGGUGUUGGAGGGCCAGCUGGAGGUGCUGGAGGUGGAGGUGGAGGCGUUGGGGGACCAGGUGGAGCAGGCGGUCCACAACUGGAGCCUGGAGGAGCUCAGCAGACCCUACAGUCGCCUCAGCAGCCUGAACCAGCAGCUGCAGCACCAGGCUGCUCUCAGGGGUCAGAGGUUAACGGAAGUCCUCCACCUCCACGAGUUCAGACGAGAGUCCUCAGAGUUAGAGGACUGGAUGAACCAGCAGAGACAGACGGCAGAGUCUCAGGACCUGGGCAACGACUACCAACAUGUUCAGCUGAUUCGUGGGAAGUUUGAAGGAUUCCUGAAGCAGCUGGAAGUCGGAGAGGAGAGGCUGCAGAGCUGCAGCGAGCUGGCUGCUCGACUGAUCCGUAACAAACAUCCACAGACCUCCUCAGUCAGAGAGACGCUGCAGCAGCUCAGUGCAUGCUGGGAGGAUUUAAAGGGCGUGGCCAGAGAUCGCCAGGAUCAGCUGCAGAGAGCCGAGGAGUGUCACCGCUUCUACCAAGACCUGACGGACGCACUGACGCUCAUCCAGGAGCGACAGAAGAGCAUCCCCGAUGAGGUGGCGAAGGAUUUGCGAGGAGUGAUGUCACAGCUGAGGAAACAUGAAGCUCUGCUCCACGAGCUGGCUGCCACGGAGCAGCAGUUGCAGGAGCAGCUGGACGCCGUGGACUCCAUCCUGGACCUCUGCACGCCUCAGUUGAAGCUCCGCCUACAGGAAGUGCAGCAGGAAGUGGUGGAGCGGUGGGAGGAGCUCCGACUCCAAGCGGAGCAGAGGGAGGAGGAGCUAAAACUGGCAUGCCAGAGAUAUCUCUUCCUUAAUACGGCGCAGGAUUACUUCCUGUGGUGCAGCCAGCUGAUCGGUGCGAUGGCCGUCGAGGAGAGCAUCAGCGACGUGGCGACCGCCGACCUCCAGCUGGCCCAGCACCAGCAGCUGUGGGCCGAGAUGGAGGCCAGACAGGAGACCUACCGACAGGCUCUGGACAUGGGAGAGGAGCUGCAGACGCAGGACAGGACCAACAGGAAGGAGGUGUUGGAGAAGCUGGAGGCGCUGCAGGAGGAGCGAGACAGACUGGAGGAGCAGUGGAACCAGAAACGGAGCUGGUUGGAGAGCGUUCACCUGGAGCAGGUCUUCUACAGAGACGUUAACAGCGUGGACAAAACCUCCAGCUCACAGGAGAUCCUGUUGCAGAACAGCACUCUGGGAAACACGGUCGAUGAGACGGAGGGUUUGAUGAAACGCCACGAAGCUUUUGAGAAGCUGCUCGGCUCGCAGGAGGACAAGCUGUCCUCUCUGACGGAGCUGGCCGAGCGGCUGAAGAAGCAGCUGAGCAGAGAGAAGAGCGGUCGGGUCCAAACCAAACUCAAGGCCCUCCUCCAGCGACGCGGCAGGAUCAAGGAGCUGUCCGUCAAACGCAGGGAGGAGCUGGAGCUCUCCAGGAUGCUGUGUAUCUUCAACCGAGACGUUGCUCAGGCCGAGGAGUGGGUGUCUGAGCGGAUGCAGAAGAUGUCGGAGGACGGUAAAGCCGACCUCAGCAACCUGCAGGCCAAGAUGAAGCUUCUCCAGAAGCAUCAGGUGUUUGAGGCUGAGAUCCUGGCUCACAGAGAGAUCAUCGGCUCUGUGCUGCUGGCCGGGGAGGAGCUGGUCUCUCUUCGACACCCGAGGUCCAAGGAGGUGAAGAGGAGCGCAGCCGCCCUGCAGCUCCACUGGGAGGAGCUGAAGAAGGCCCUGGCCAGCCGAGGGAAAGCUCUGGAAGAUAACCGAGACUUCCUGGAGUUCCUGCAGAAAGUGGAAGAGGUGGAGGCCUGGAUCAGACACAAGGAGGUGAUGAUUAAUGUUGGAGAUGUCGGGAAGGAUUACGAACACGGAGUUCAGCUGCUGAAGAAACUCGCCGAGUUCAGGGGAACUGGAGACGGAGACGUGACGGUGGACGACGCUCACAUCACAGCCAUCAACCGACUGGCAGCCAGACUGGAGAAGAGACAGAGCACCGAUGAGCUGGUGACAGUUAGACAGAGGAGACAGCAGCUCAACGACAGGUGGAGCAAGUUUCACGGAGACCUGAACAACUACAAGAAGAAGCUGGAGGGGGCGCUGGUGGUCCACGACCUCAUCAGAGAGCUGGAGGAGGUUCGAGACAGAGCCAACGAGAAGAUGCUGCUGCUGCAGGGACAGGACUGCGGUUCUGAUGUGGACGGCGUGGAGAACCUGAUCAGACGCCACGAGGAAACGGAGCGAGAGGCCGGGGUCAUCCAGGAGAGGUCAAAGGACCUGGAGAAGCAGGUCUCAGACCACCUGAAGGCUCGAUCAGUGAUGAGCGACAAGCUGAAGAACAAACAGAAGGAGGUCCAGAAAGCUCUGAAGACGCUGGACAAGGAGGUGAAACUCAGGAAGGAGAAGCUGCAGGAGGCCCACCAGCUGCAGCUGUUCAAAGCCAACCAGCGCCUCCUGCUGGAUUGGAGCGUCAAACAGGGCAGCGAGAUGGCAGAGAAAGGCCUUCCGAAGACCAGAGGCGAGGCGGACCGGCUCAUCGUGGAGCAUCAGGACUGGAAGACGGAGAUCGACGCCCGCGCCGAGCGCAUCGACUCCGUCCGGGACUUCGGUCUGGGUCUGAUCCGGUCGGGGCACGGUUCGAAGGCAGAGAUCCAGAAGGCCCUGAACCAGCUGGAGGAAGCCAAAUCUGGACUGGACCGAGCCUGGCUGAACCGAAACACGACCCUGGAUCAGGCCCGAACCCUGCAGGUCUUCCUGUCCUCCGUAGAGCAGAGUGAGAGCUGGCUCACCAACAAGGAGGCCUUCCUGUCCAACCAGGACCUGGGGAGCUCGGUGUCGGAGGUGGAGACUCUGCAGAGGAAGCAGGUUCAGUGUGAGGAGGCUCUGGAGGCUCAGCUGGACCAGCUGGACCAGGUGGACAAACUGGGCCAGAAGAUGAUCCAACAGAAACACUGUGACUCCGACAACAUCAGAACCAAGAGCAGAGCGCUCGCCGCCAGACGGAGUCAGCUGCAGCAGCAGAGCAGAUCUCGUCACAAAGAUUUGGAUCAAUCACUGAAGCUGCAGCAGUUCUUAUCCAGCAGCUACCAGGUGUCCGUGUGGCUGAACGAGCGUAACGCCGUGGCGCUGGACGAGAACUGGAGGGAACCGACCAACCUUCAGGCCAAACUGCUGAAACACCAGAGCUUCGAAGCCGAGAUCCUCGCCAACCGCUACCGAGUGGACACGCUCGCCAAGGAAGCAGAGAAGCUGCUGUGUGAGUGUCGAUCAGCUGAAGUGAAGGUUGGACCUCGACUCCGAGAGCUGACGGACAGCUGGGACGCUCUGAUCCACAACUGUAAGGAGAAGAAGACCAGGCUGCAGGAGGCCUACCAGGCGCUGCAGUUCCAGCGUUCGUUGGACGACAUGGAGCAGUGCGUGGGCUCCGUGGAGAGCGAGCUGACCGACGAGGACUGUGGCAGCGACCUGCCGUCCGUCAACAGGCUGCUGAAGGCUCUGCAGGGCCUGGAGGAGGAGGUGGACGGACACAGAGACAGAAUCCAGGGUCUGGUGGAAACAGCAAAGAGCUUCCAGUCUCAGGGGAACUUCCUGGCUGAGGAGAUCCAGAUCAGAGUGGCUCACACCAUCAACAGGUACAACGGUCUGUCGGAGCCCCUGCAGAGUCGGAGGGAGACCCUGGAGGCCUGGCAGGUUCUGUUCCAGUUCUACAGAGACCUGGAGGAGGAGGUGGCCUGGCUGAGCGACAGACUGCCCUCCGUCACCGCUAAAGACUGGGGGGGCUCGCUGAGCAGCACCCAGCAGCUGCUCCACAAGCACCAGGCUGUGAUGCAGGAGAUCUCAAGCCGCGCCCCAUUGGUCCAGGCAGUUCAGGAGGCGGGGCAUAGCCUGGUCAGAGGUCGUCACUUUGCGUCUCACGACAUCCGGGAGCGUCUGGAGGAGUUGAAGAGUCUCCACGAGGAGCUGCUGACGGAGGCGGAGAGGAAGGGGAAACUCCUGCAGGAGGCGCUCAGCAUCAACACCUUCCUCUCUGAGGUGUCGGAGCUGGAGCUGUGGUCGGAGGAGCAGCGGUCAGGUCUGGAGUCUCGGGACUGUGGGAGGAGCGAGGAGGCGACGGAGGCCCUGCUGAGGAGGCUGGACUCUGUGGACGUGGAGCUGGACAACCAGAGGAGGACGGUGGAGAGGCUGCAGGAGGGUGGAGCCUCGCUGCAGCACCUGGGACAUCCCAACAGCCACCUGGUCAGAGAGUCUCUCCCAGGCAUCCUGGAACGCUUCGAGACUCUCCUCCGACUCUCCGCCGCUCGCCGCGCCGCUCUGGAAGACCAGCUCCGCCUCUACGUGUACGAGAGGGAAGCCAAAGAACUACAAACAUGGCUGACCUCCAAGAAGACCGUGGCAGAGUCCAAGGACUGCGGACAAGAUCUGGAGGACGUAGAGGUCCUCCAGAAGAAGCUGGAGGUUCUGGUGUCGGAGAUGUCCGGUCUGGGUCGGAGCCGGCUGACCACAGUGCAGCAGCUGGGCAGAGGGCUGCAGCAGGACGGCCAGGCCCGGAGGAGGGACGACGCCCUCAGCGGGCUGUGGGACGACCUCAACCUCAGCAUCAGGACCAGAGAACAGAACCUGCAGUCGGCGAGAGAGGUCCAUCAGUUUCACCACGAUGUGGACGAGCUGAAGGGCUGGAUGGCUGAGAAGGAGGCGGUGCUGGACUCGGAGGAUCAGGACCACGACCUGCACUCCGUCCAGACUCUGCUGAGGCAACACGAGGCGCUGGAGAGGGACCUGGUUCUGAUCUCGGAGGAGGUGACCAGGAGCCGAGAGGAGGGCCGGGCUCUGAGCCGACGCCAGCCUCAGGCCAGAGCCGCCGUGACUCAGAGGCUGGAGGAGCUGGAGGCCUGCUGGACCAGCAUCCAGGACAAGGCCUCCCAGCGCCGAGCCAGACUGGGCCAGGCCGAAGACGUGCAGAGAUACCUGUCCCACUGGACCGAGCUCAUGGCCUGGCUGAGGGAGAUGCUGUCUCUGGUUCGGGGGGAGGCGCUGAGCGUGGAGGGAACCGACCUGGAGCAGCUCCUCAAGAAACACGACGAGUACCGCGUCCAGAUCGACCGACAGCUCGGCAAAUCACAGGCUGCGAAGGAGGAAGGAAGGCGCCUGAUAGAGGGAGGGAACUUCAUGUCCCCGGAGGUGGAGGAGCGUGUCUGCGAGCUGGAGGAGCUGGAGGUGCGUGUGGAGAAGGUCUGGGAGGAAACCCGCCUCCUGUAUGAGGAGGAGCUGGAGAUUAGUCUCCUGCAGAGGGAGCUGGAGCAGGCGGAGCGCUGGCUGAGCUCCUACGAAAACACUCUGAUGGCCGAGGACUACGGGGACUCGGUGUCGGAUGUUCUGGAGCUCCUGAAGAGGCAGGAGGACUUGGAGGCCAUGAUCCAGGCCCAGAGCGAGCGCUUCAUCGCACUACAGAAGAAGAAAACACAGAGGGAGGAGAGACGUGAUGGAGAUGAGAACCUUCAAGACAGAAAACCUCCAGCCAGAGUUACGUCUCUGAGGAGAAAACCGUCGGAUCCAAACACCCCACGGAGGCCCUCCUCCUCCUCCUCCUCCUCCUCCUCCUACUCCUCCAGAGACAUCGUGCGUCGAGUCAGCAGCGGCAGGAGGACGGACAGAACCGUCAGAUCGUCCGCGCUGGACAAGAGAACCAGUCCUUCUGUUAGUCCCCCGCCAAGCCCGUCCCUCCAGCCCGACUCCAGGAGACGCUUCAGGGCCAGCAGGAAGAGAUGGGAGGCGGAAGAAGACGCCAGCAGUCCUCCCACUGGUCCCAGCUCCGGCCCGACUGUACCGCCCUGGAGAAGUCCAACCAGCCUCUCAGACUCGACGCCUGACUCCUCCUCUCCAAAACACCCUCCGUCUCCGGCGCCGUCCUCCCCUCAAACCUCAGUCUCUUCUUCUUCGUCUCCUGAGAAAGACCAUCGUUUCAGAUCCAAACCUCCUCUGGCUCCAAAGCCCAGAAUCCCCUCUACAGAGCAGACGCUGGGACGCCGCUCUGAUCCCCCGAACCAACCGGAGAAGCCCGCCACACCACCUGACUCACCUCCACUGAUCAGAGAGCUUGUUGCUCCCACUGAGCCGCCGUCACCACCGUCACCACCGUCACCACCGUCACCACCGUCACCACCGUCACCACCGUCACCGCCUCCAGCGGUCCCAGAAAGAUGUUCUCCCCCUGAAUCACCUUCAGCGAGGAGAGAGCUCCACAACGAGCCCGAUCCUGCUGAUCCUCCACCUACUGCUGAACAGGUCACACCACCCGACUCCCCGACGGCUGCACCAAUCACAGAGGAGGAUGCUGACGGUGCUCUGUCUCCUCCACAGCGACGGGGGAAGUUAGACGGUCUACCGGAGGAAGAAGCCGGUCUACCAGAGGAAGAGGCCGGCCUCCCCGGAUCCACAGCGGAGGUAAAAACUGCAGAGCAGCCAGUGAGGAUGGAGGGGACGCUGGAGAUCAAACUGAAACAAGGAGGAAACAAGGGUCUGGAGCACUGGGAGGAGGUGUUUGCUGUUCUGGAAGGAGAGACGCUCAGCCUGUUUACAGACAGAGCGGCUGCUGCAGAGAGGACCUCGAGGUGGCCUCCUAUCAACAUGGACGGAGUCGUCUGCAGAGAGAACGUUUACCACCGGAGGAAGGAGAACACCUUCAAACUGAUACUGGAGGACAGCAGUCAGUACCUGUUUGCCGCGUCCAGCAGAGAACUUCAACUGCUUUGGCUGAAAAAGCUCCAAAAGUGUUCUGAAUCUUCCAGCAGCGACUCUGACGACUCUGGGAGAGCGUCAUCGGUCAACCUGAGUUUGGAGAAGCUGGCCGAGGCUCCGGAUGAUUCGGCGUCGACCAAACCGCCGGACGGGAGAGCCGAGAGCCUGGAGAGACAAUCGUCCACGGAGGGGCAACCUCCUCCCAAACCCCCCCACACGUACUACAACAGACACCGCUACCCCGAGGACGAGGAGGUCAGGACCUCAGCUACAGAGAGCCGUCAGAACCAGCCGCCGUCGCUGCCUCCUCAGGACCCCCCCACCGCGACCCCGCCGCUAACAGACGACAGCACCAGCAAGACGAGGCGGAGCGUCUUCAGGAAGUUUUUCACCAAGAAGUAAAGCUUCAUCAGCAGUCCGUUAAAAGAGGAGUCAUGAGGUUUACAGUUUACAGACGUGACAUCAGAGGAGGCGUCAGAUAAGCCUUAAAAGAUGCCAAGUACAAAUAAUAUCACCUAUAAAGUGCUUUUAUUGAAGUGCCUCACAGGAUAACGUCUUCAUUUAUAAUGAGAAACUUAAUUUGGGGCAAAAAUUAAAACUAAUAAACAAGAAAUUCAAACCCAAUAAAGGAGAAUAGAACAGGUAAUCUGUAGUCGUUUUCUAACGGUGAUCAAUAACUAGACAGCUUUGUGUGACAAGUUCAUUUAGACGUCUAUCUGACAUCUAUUAGUUUGGUCUUUGUGAAAGCAGCUCCAGGUUUCUGUCUCCAGACGGAUGUUACGUCUGACGGUUAAUCUCCUCCGACGACGGUGAUGAACCUAAAACAGCCUGAAGAGACAGAAUCAAAGUAAUCUGAGACGUUUUCUGAGCCGGAGAAUCGAUGGAACGUUUUCUAAAAGACGAACUUCGCUUCAACGAUUCAGAACUCUGUUUAUUUAUUAAUGAGCAACGAAUCCAAAACAUCUUCAGACUCAUCGUCUGCUCCAUUCAAUCAGAUCAAUAAGUCGAUCAUUAAAGAUAACGAGUCGCAUUCAGACGUCAGAGAGUUCAAACACUUCAACUCCGUUCAGGGAAUUAAAGCCGAUUGAAGUGAUUGAGAGUCUCAUUCAGUCGUCGUUGAUUAGAUUCAGGCCUUUAGAUUAAAACUCUUCAUGUUCCUGUAUUGAGUAAUGAUCAUUGUAUUGAUCUAUUGAGUAAUGAUCAUUGUAUUGAUUACUGUAAGGUUACUGUACAAACAUCAUCUGAUUGAACUGCACUGAAUGUUUUAAUAAAAUAUUUCCACAUUUCA